Messenger RNA from Malassezia japonica, 1560 nucleotides. RefSeq names its product ubiquitinyl hydrolase 1 (gene UBP6). Gene Ontology annotation, biological process: regulation of proteasomal protein catabolic process; protein deubiquitination; proteasome-mediated ubiquitin-dependent protein catabolic process. Gene Ontology annotation, molecular function: cysteine-type deubiquitinase activity; proteasome binding; protein binding. Bases 1 to 1560 code for a protein of 519 amino acids. The record is from RefSeq and is a predicted model, not a curated record. The transcript is spliced from 4 exons. NCBI's taxonomy places the organism in Eukaryota, Fungi, Basidiomycota, Malasseziomycetes, Malasseziales, Malasseziaceae.
AUGAGCACGAUUCCGGUCAAGGUGAAGCACAAUGGCCAGGUGUACGAUAUCGAUCUAGACACCUCUGCUCAAGGGCUUUCGUUUAAAGAGGCGAUCGCCGAAAAGACGCGCGUGCCGAUCGAGCGCCAAAAGGUCAUGGUCAAGGGCGGCCUGCUCAAGGACGACACGGACCUGUCCAAGCUCAAUGCGCGCGUCGGCCAGCAGUUCAUGGUGCUUGGUAUGGCCGGCGAUCUGCCGCAGGCGCCGGCUAAGCCGGUGCAGUUCCUCGAGGAUAUGAAGGACGAGGACCUGGCCAAGGCGGCGAAUCUCAAGGUCGGUCUCACGAAUCUCGGCAAUACGUGCUACCUGAACUCGACGCUGCAGGUGCUGCGCUGCAUCCCCGAGCUGCAGUCCGCGCUCGAUGCGUACGCGGGUAGCGCGAGCGCGAGCGACGGCGAGGCGGGCCUGACCGCCUCGCUGCGCGACCUGUUCCGCGAGCUGAACAAGGCGCCGGCCGCCUUCCCCCCGCUGCUCUUUCUCACCGUCCUGCGCAAGGUCGCGCCGCAGUUUGCCGAGAUGGCCGAGGGCGGCGGCGGCUACGCGCAGCAGGACGCCGAGGAGGUGUAUGUGCGCAUCCUGAACGCGCUCGGCAACUGCCUCGCGACGCCGGGUGGCGGCGACCGCUUUGUGCCCGAGUACCUCACGGGGCACAUGGCGAUCGAGCGCUCGUGCCCCGAGGCGCCGCAAGAGGCGGCGACGAGCGCCAACGAGCCCUUCCUCGUGCUCCAGUGCAACAUUUCCAACACCACCAACGAGAUGACGGCGGGCAUUCUCGAGAGCCUCACGCAGCCGAUCGAGAAGCACUCGGAGCAGCUCAACCGCACUGCGAUCUACAACGAGCAGAGCCGAAUCUCGCGCCUGCCCAUGUACCUCUCGGUGCACUUUGUGCGCUUUUACUGGCGCCGCGACAUUAACAAAAAAACCAAGAUUAUGCGCAAGGUCAAGUUCCCCCUGGAGCUCGAUGCGAGCACCUUUGCGACGCCCGACCUACAGCAACGCCUCGCGCCUGUGUCUCACAAGUGCAAGGCCGUAGCCAAAGAGCGCGAGGAGCGUGCCAAGGUGCGCCGCCGUGCCAAGGCGCAUGGCACGGAGCAGCGUGCGCCGAGCGACGCGCCGAGCGAUGCGCCGAGCGAUGCGCCGAGCGAUGCGCCCCGCCAAGAAGGCAGCGCCAUUUCCGACGAAGAGGAGCGUGCGCUGCGUGCAAAGGAGCACGACGAGGUCGAGGCGCUGAUCGACCCCGAGCUGCGCAGCGACACCGGGUGCAACCCCAGCGGGCUGUACGAGCUGGUGGGCAUUGUGACGCACAAAGGCGCCGCUGCCGAUGCCGGCCACUAUAUCUCGUGGGUGCGCAAAGAGAACGAGUCGCGCGACCCCCUCGCCGACUUGCCCUCGAACGAGUGGUACAAGUUUGACGACGACAAGGCAUCGGUCGUCGACUCGGACAAGGUCUCGACGCUCUAUGGCGGUGGCGAGGACUCGGUGGCGUACAUUCUCCUGUACCGCGCGCGUGCGCUGCCGUAG